AUGAGUGGUUGCUAUGGAGACGUCGCCAGCUCCUCACAGGUGCAAACGAUACUUGAACAGCAGCAAGAGGCUAUACAGCUUAUGACUUCCUCAAUACAGAGAGACAUCAACAGUUCUGUUAAUUACGUAAAGGUUAUGAAGCGCCUCCCCCUUCAUUGCAGCCAAAAUGGGCCGAUAGAGCUGGAACGCUUGUAACCUGAGAUCAGGCUCUAUUUUCGUUUCACUUUGAAAAUUACAUUCCGGCGGGCAAGGCGAAACGAAAAGAGAGCCUGAUACAAACCUUCUACGAAACGUCUGCCGCCCACUUUUUUGAUUGAUUGACAUUUGCGAAUCAGCCAACCAAAAAUAACUUCCGUUGCUUGUUUUUCUAGUAUGCAAAUUUUUCACGCGUGGGAAAAAUGCAGACCGGCUGACUUAAAAAGUAGCUUUUAUCUGUUAAUUUUUUCAGCUACAAAUAAAGCAGUCAGCUUCCCUGCUAGCAGAGGUCUCUCACGGCGAGGCAAAAAUGCCUCGCCGUGAGAGACCUCUGCUAGCAGGGAAGCAGUCAGCACAAUCACAUUUAACUUCUUGCGAGAUUAAGGGAGAUCUCGAACGUUAUUUCUGUUGGCAUAGAAGGUAAAAAGUUUUCGAAAAGACGGCAACACGAUGUUCUACUAGUUUUAUUAUUUUGGCUAGGCGCGCUCGGAUUUAAAAUACUGAAAUUUCUAGUUUUCUGUUACCUUAUAUUUUCCUCGGUAAUUUCCCCGAUUUUCAGUACAUAAAUCUUUAAAAACAAAAGUAAACAGCCAACAAGCGAGGACACCAGUUUUCCUGGUUUAUAUUUUACAAAAAGCGAAGGCAAACAACCAGUCUGUUACCUUAACCCACCAGCUUUUAUAAUAAUGCCUACAAAAAUUCCUUGAAUAGCGAUGCGAUAUUUUUCGUCUAAUACUUCACAGUUGGCGAUUGAGGUUUCUUUCGCAGUGAGCCUCAGCUUGCGUACCCCGUUCAGAGACGUCAUUCCCUGCUAAACUUUCAGAUGCAACCAGUUUUAAGAUGGACAGUAGUUUUAUUUGCACUCGUUUGUUGGUAAAUCAAAAGGCUUCUUGUUAGCGGUCAAUAACUUGCAGAGGGAUUCAACUCCGCGAUACACUCACAUUAGUUCCGUAAAGAAAGCAAAUCCUGAGAAGAUAUGAACAACCAUAAGAAUUUUCUGAAUUUCCGUGGCACAUAUUAAGGCAUAUUUUCCUACCAUAAGACCAUAAAACAAUAAAAAAGACAGCAAAGUCGAUCCUUCUCUCCGCCGACGACGGAUCAUUCACGAAAACAACCACGCGAGGAAUAAGCGCUUUCAACUUCCGGCGUUUCGCUGUCGGUUAGUCUAGAACACCGUAACAAGAUUGUCGGUUAGUCGCAAUGCCGGUUUUAGUGGCCGUAACGAGCACAAACGUGAGAGAGUUUGUAUCAGGCCCAAUUUUAGCGGUAGCCGUUAGAGAGAAAGUAUGAGAACCGCUAAGAUUGGGCCUGAUCUCAGGUUAGAACGGUUGCGCUAAGUGGUACGGUGCCCACCUUUUCACAUUUGGUUAACUUUGUCGAAGAGCUAUGUUGCCGAACACGAUGUAUGGGGAGUUAGUUGGGUCAACACCGGAUAUUGAUCGAGGUGAAAGUCAGUGUCGAAAAGGAAGAAACCGUCCAGCCUGCGCGCCAUGGGAGGUACCAUUUCCACGCAGUGAGGACUGGAGCACAGUGGGCAUUUGAGGCAAAGAAAUGUACCUUGGGCUGAGUUACUUCUCCGACGUCCACGCUCUGAGGCCAUAUCUGCCGGGUUUGAACUGCUGCCCACAUGUAUCUACUGUCGAGGAGAAGAUGGGGUGGAUACUCGAAAAAGAGAAUUUUUGUUGCCUACUGUUUAUGGCACGUCGGACACUUAGGAACCUUAGGAAACAAGAACGCUCUAAAAGCGUGAAGUCUCGCUUGCUUUGAGAUAGAUAAGAAGUGAGGAGGCGAUUUAUUGUACACGAAGCAAGAUUUCCUUGCUAAAGUUUCUCACUUCCUUCCUUAUCAACGGUCGAGUUUUCUUCAAGAGAGGUCAAGGAAUCGGGGAGAGAGAGAAUGGAAAUGUGGCUUUUUCCUCUGGAAAAAGAAGGAGGACUGGCCUGCGCAUCCCACUCAGUUGCCGGAAUUGUCUGGCGAACACAAAGAGCUUAAGCCGAAUGUUGGUCAAGCAAAUGUGAUCGUCUGUGAUGAGAGUUUUGCGGCGAGGUUCUCCCGUUAUUCCUCGUGGGAUAGCCUUAGAAAGGCAAUUGCCGGGUUGCUACGUUUGAAGAACUGCUUGUCCAGUUAUGUUACGAGGUUUCCAGGCAUUGUUAUUGGAGGGCCUUUGUCUGUCGCUGAAAUUGGUGUCACGGAAAGUUGCCUUGUCAGAAUUGUUCAAAGGGAAGCGACCCGAGAACGCCCAGAUGUCAUUUGA
Messenger RNA from Porites evermanni, 2449 nucleotides. NCBI's taxonomy places the organism in Eukaryota, Metazoa, Cnidaria, Anthozoa, Scleractinia, Poritidae. The record is from the annotation of a GenBank genome assembly.